AUGGAGCCCGGGCAACCCUACCAGAGGGAUGAGGCUCUGCUUGAGGAGUUGGGCUACAAGACCGGCCAGAAGGUGGAGAGAGAAACCUUCAUGAGCCGCUUGACGGUGCAUCAGCAGCGUCACAUGUGUGAUCUGUGGAAAGAGCUGCGCACAAGAUGCUAUGAUCAUUGGAUGGACGAGGUUGAGAAUGAUAAGCUGAUGCAUUCCCAUGGUGUGCUGAAGGAGGUGGUAAGUCGCUGCUGCCGCGAUUUUCGAGAAAAGUCCAACCACGUGAAAGAUGCAGCAAUGUGUCAUCACGAAGUGGUGAUGCUAUAUCGCCACUGCAAGGAUCAAAGGGCUUCACCACCCGGAAGGACCAAGAGCGAGCUGCCUGUGAGACCUGAGUAG
Cladocopium goreaui is the source of this 387-nucleotide messenger RNA. Lineage: Eukaryota; Dinophyceae; Suessiales; Symbiodiniaceae. The record is from the annotation of a GenBank genome assembly.